Penaeus vannamei (Pacific white shrimp) is the source of this 1284-nucleotide messenger RNA. The record is from RefSeq and is a predicted model, not a curated record. Lineage: Eukaryota; Metazoa; Arthropoda; Malacostraca; Decapoda; Penaeidae.
AUUCCUGGAAAAGAGUUCCUGGGCCCUACCACUCAGUUUGGAUACACACCACGAUAUAAGGCCAAUGGUUUCCAGUUUUUUUUACUUUCCCUGGCUGUCUUCCUUGCACUCCUGUUGUAUAGACCUGUUACGGCUGUUGAGCUCGCAGAAAACAUGCCGCAGAUUUUAGCAUCGUGUAAUCUUCUUGCGAUGCUAUUGUGUGUGUAUUUGCUGGUGAUGGGAAAGGUCUCUCCACAAACGAAAGAAGUUUUGGAGUCCCGACCAGUCCUUUAUGAAUUCUACCGUGGGAUGGAAGUACACCCUCGUUUGUUUGGGGUCGAUGUUAAACAACUGACUAAUUGUCGCUUUGGUCUCCUGGCGUGGGAGCUUCUCGUUGUGGCCUUCUUCGUGGCAGGUUGGACCAAACAUGGCUUUAGCUUGGCGCACCUGUCCUGUGCUGCCCUUCAGACGAUCUACCUAGGGAAGUUUUACUGGUGGGAAACUGGGUACUUUGACACACUUGAUAUCACUCUAGACCGGGCAGGUUACUACAUCUGUUGGGGUUGUUUAGUUUUUGUACCAGCAUUCUACACCUAUUCCUCUUACUACCUGGUGGCACAUCCACCCCUUCUCUCAGACAGUGUCGCUAUCCUGAUCUUACUUCUAGGAAUAGUUUCUAUUGCCCUUAAUUACCGUGUUGACUGGGAGAAAGAACACUUUCGUGCUCACAAGGGCAAGUGUUACCUUUGGGGUUACGAAGCUACAUUCAUCAAUGCAACUUAUGAGAGUUCAUCAGGUAUUCGACACUCAAAACUCCUUACAUCAGGAUUCUGGGGUAUUGCGAGGCACCUGAACUAUGCCUUUGAGAUCUUAGCAGCCUUUUCAUGGUGUUUACCAGGUUUCGGUUAUGGAAUAUGGCCCUUCCUGUAUGCUUUGUUCCUAACUGUUCUGCUGGUGCAUCGUGUUUUCAGGGACGAAGAAAAGUGUAGGGUAAAGUAUGGCGCUGCAUGGGAUAAGUACUGCAAGGCUGUGCCACACAGAAUGAUACCAGGAGUAUUCUAAAGCCAUGUUUUUUGUAGAAUAAAAAAUGAGGUUUGCAAGUAUGUACAAAUAAGUGUCUCUUACCUCAUAUCUAAGGCACAAGGUGCAUAUUCAGUCAUACAGUAAAUUACAUCACACCUAGAGUAUAAUAAGGGGCAACGUCAGGUACUCAGUCUUUGAAAUGUCAUGGUAUUUCAUUUAUGAUGUUCUCAAAAUUGUGAUUUUAAGCUACGUCAGUGGGAAAAUAAAAGAGGAACGGAGAUA